AUGAAUGACACAUCGGUGUACACAAGGACUUAUGGACAUACGCGGCCCGCGUCGCGCGCUCACGUCAGGGCGGUGCGAGCCUCGCGCCGCCAACAUCCGCGCUGCGGCCAGCGAGCGACAGUCAGUUCGGCGCCGACAGCCAACACGCGCAGACGUUUACACAGCCAAAUGGCCGCCGCCCACACGCACCAGGCCCCCGCACCCUCCGACCGCCGUCCGGAGGGUCGCGCCGGAUCCCGCCGAAUUUUCCCACCACAAUUCAAGCUGCAAGUUCUCGAAGCGUACAGGCGCGAUGCCCAGUGUCGCGGCAAUCAACGAGCGACGGCCAGGAAGUUCGGCAUCCAUCGUCGUCAGAUUCAAAAGUGGCUCCAAGCCGAGCCAGCGUUGAGGGCAGCUUUGUUAAGGAGAGCACCGCAACCAGCGCCGUCGCCGCCGCCUUACUCCGCGGGCUCCCCCGAAAGCGCACGACUACCGUCGCCGCCUCCGCAACAACAACCCCAGCAGCAAGCGGCUCUACCUACGCCGGUGCCGAUUCCGGCGCCAAUACAUGUGGCUACACCCAUCGCCACGCCGAUCCUUUUGACACCGUCCACCGCAGAGCCCAUAGACCUCUCGCUAAGGCGGCUCUCAUCGCCAGCGGCACCAAUCGCCACGUACCAUCCACCUCCACCGGAGCCACCGAAGAAGCCGUUCAAACUCUUCCGACCCUACCUUCUGGAGGACGAAGAGAAGAGGCCGGCUGUGGCGUCGCUGCCCGUGUCGAACGGCGUACACGUGUCCGCCUUCAUGCCAGUGCAGAGCGCCGCGCUGAGCACCUGCUCCGCGCCACGCUGGUGCGCCCCAGCCUUCGCUGCGCCGCUCAGA
Messenger RNA from Iphiclides podalirius (scarce swallowtail), 864 nucleotides. NCBI's taxonomy places the organism in Eukaryota, Metazoa, Arthropoda, Insecta, Lepidoptera, Papilionidae. The record is from the annotation of a GenBank genome assembly.